Messenger RNA from Cinara cedri, 2203 nucleotides. NCBI's taxonomy places the organism in Eukaryota, Metazoa, Arthropoda, Insecta, Hemiptera, Aphididae. The record is from the annotation of a GenBank genome assembly.
GCCGCCAAAGACGAACCCGACGCGAUCAUCGCACAUCGCAAUAGCGCAGCGCAGUAGUGUAGUCGCACGGCACGAUGAUGGUUGCGUUGCGAAUUAUCACCGUUUGCGUUCUCGCGGUCAUCUGCGGUGGAGCCGACGGCGCCCCCGCGGUCACGUACGACCAACGGCAACACGGCGAAUUCAACUUGCAAGUGGACAUGGACGGCGUGGCCAUAGUGCUGUUGCCGGGCAGCGAGUUCGCACAGCGGAGCGCGAUUAUCGGCGACAAGGUGCAUCAGAUAUUCGGACGCCGCCGUAACGGAGCCGCCGAUAACACGUCGAGAUCCAAGCACAAGAAACCGGUGACUUGCAGUACGACCACGCCGGUAACCCCCGCACCAUCGGAAGUGCCUAGUUACAGUGAGCUGCCGUCGUCGUCGGUUUCCACGACGACCCAGGGCUACGACGACUUAGUGGCGUCAUUGGCGCUGUCCACCCAGCAAGGUUUGGACGACCUUAAGCCGGUGUCGGAACCGUUCAACCCGCCGGAUUUGUACAACCAGACUGAACUCGUAGCCGCGGUGCAGGCGGACGACCACGAUCCUUAUUCUGUAACGCCGAGUACACCGGAUCUGACCACUCAAAAAGUCGUUUCGUUGGAAACCGAAGAUGUCACGGCCGAUCCUGCGGCUGUAACAGCAGCAAAUGCAGUAAAAACUAUCGACGAUUUCAUAGAUAAUAUAACGUCGACGUUAAAUAAUUCAGGAAUUCCUUUAGAAGAUGCAAAAGCUAACGUUCAACCGACCAAUAGUGUUUCGAACAAUUUUGAAGAAAAUCCUAUAAGUAUAUCGUCUGAUGUGAAAACCGUCGAAAAAGCGACAAACGACGAGCCUAUUCAAACGGGAGAUACCGUAGAUAAACCUGCAAUCGAGAAAACCGCCGUAAAAUUAGUAGAUAAACCUAAAGAAGCUAAUGUUGUUAAUAUUACGGGCGUAGAACCUAAUUUUAAAGCAGAAGAAAAACAGUCUGAGAAAACUUUGGAAAACCCCACUGAUGAAAAACCAAUGGAAACUGUGGAAAAGUCUGUACAGCGGGAUGUAGCGAUCGUGAAAAUUACCGACACAGAAAGUAAAAUAAAUGAUAAUAAACCUAAUGAGUUGGUCGCUACGAAAACUCUGGAAAAACCAAUAUUCGAACCUUUAAUGACAGUAAAAAAAACCGAAGAUGAUAAAACUGCAGCAGCUGUAUCAUCGACUGAUCAGGAUUCUAGAAAAAAUCCUAUAGAGAUGAUCGCUAUGCAAACAAUAGAAAACCCGUCUAACGGAAACGCCGUAGAAUCAUCUGCUGGAAUUACAACUAGUACAAAAAUAGUAGAGAUACAGGAGGAUAAAAACGCGCCGAGAAAACCUACAGUAGAGACUAUCGUGUCGAGAACGGCUCCAACAUUAACUGAAAUGGUCGCCGUGAAGACUAUGGAGAACCCUGCAACGAUAACAACAGUAAAAAGCGUCACUUCCGUUAAAACGGUGAUAAAAACCGGAAACACCAAGACUACAUCAUCACAUUCAUCGAAUGGUUCUACAAUUAUGCGUAAGGUAGGCGAUCGCAGACCGUUGCCUUCAAUGACAUUAGAAGUCGCACCUCCAAAAGUAGUAUAAACACUCGUUUAAAAAUUUAACACAUAAUAUUUAUUUGUUAUAAUUUAUUGUUUCUGUAAAACUUAAUGUUUAACAAGUCUUUAUCUGUAUGUACAAGAAAUUAUUUAGAAACUAGAAUAUUUAUAUUAUUUUCUACAAAUAAGUUGUUUACAGAGAUAUAGAUCAAUAUUCAAUUGCAAUCAAAAAAUGUAUUCAUAUAGUAUUUAAUAUUUAUAGUAUAGUUAAAUAAAAACCAUUAUUUAGUUCUAUAAAUAAUACAAAAUAUAAAUUUGAAUAAAUUAAAAUGUAUUGAAAUGCAAUAUUAAUUUCAAUAGGUACAUACAAGUUUUGUAUUAUUUAAAAUAACUAGUGAUAAAUUAAAUUAUAAUAAUUUAAUAUUGUAAUAAUGUAAUAUUUUUUAGGACAUUAUUUAUUAUCUAAAGAUAUCUGAAAUAAUUUGUACUAAAAACAUCUAUUUAGUAUGCUUAAGUUAUUAUUAUUUUGUUUUGUUAAUUCUUAAAAAAUGACUAAUCAAUAUAAUAUUAUAAAAUGUGAUAAUUUAUUUAAUUUUAAUUGGUAAUAAGCUU